Messenger RNA from Equus quagga, 1665 nucleotides. RefSeq names its product cAMP-dependent protein kinase inhibitor beta (gene PKIB). Gene Ontology annotation, cellular component: cytoplasm; nucleus. The transcript has 4 exons. Gene Ontology annotation, biological process: negative regulation of cAMP-dependent protein kinase activity. NCBI's taxonomy places the organism in Eukaryota, Metazoa, Chordata, Mammalia, Perissodactyla, Equidae. Gene Ontology annotation, molecular function: cAMP-dependent protein kinase inhibitor activity. The record is from RefSeq and is a predicted model, not a curated record. The coding region runs from base 69 to 467 and encodes 132 amino acids.
GGCAUGUCAAGCGGUGCCAUGUCCGCACCCAGGAUACGAACCAGCGAAUCCUGGACCGCUGAAGCAGAAUGUGCGCACCGGGCUGGUCCCAGAAAGUACCACGUUAUUUCAUGAAGAGAACCCAGAGUCAUGGGAUACUGAAAAGCCACUCCAUCAAGAGAAAUCUGGGGGAAGCUGGAAACCAUCAAGUUAUUGAGGCCACACGGGGCAGAAGACAUAGAGAUGUUGCUAUGAGGACAGAUUCACCAGAAAUGACUGAUGUGGAGCCUAUGGUCAACAAUUUUGCAUCUUCAGCAAGGACAGGCCGCCGGAAUGCUGUACCAGACAUCCAGGGCUCAGCUGCGACAGGCGGAACCUCAGAGUUGCCCCACAGACUGGAGGCUCUCUCCAUGAAGGAAGAUGUGAAAAAGAAAGGUGAAGAAACAACACAAGAUCAACUGAAAAAGCCCAACAAUGAAGCAAAAUGAAGGCUCACAACUUAAAAAAAGUGCUGAAUUUCUUCACGUUGGAAGAUGUAGUGGCUCUGCUCUCCUGAGACGUUUGAUCUGGUAGUAACUGUGGUAACAUUGCAGCCCUCAGCAACAUGUGUGUGCUACAUCAUUUUGUUGUGAUGCUAUUCACUUGGAUUGCAACCAUGAUGUCCAACGUAGGUUAUUAAAAGGCACAUCACUUCCAAAGUGCACCCAAAGAAAAGGUUGAAAAUGUAUGGUCGCUUAAAUACACAUUGUCUAUAAACCCAACAAAAUCCACUGUUCUUUUUGGAUUAAUUUAGCCAGAUGUAUUUUCAAUUCCAUUUUUAUGGUAACAAGUAAACCAUCUCUUGGUAGAUAUAAACCAAGCACAAUUAAUUUAAAACUUGAUGGAAUAUGUGGGAAAUUAUGUUUUUUAGGGAGAAGGAAUAAUAGAAUAGUCACAAAUUCAUGGCUAGAGGGUGUAGCUGUGUGAUCUUGGGCAAUUGCAUCAUGUCUCUAAUUCUCAGUUUUUAACUAGAAGUGCAUCAGUUUUUCCCCCAACCCUAGAAAGAUUUGGGAAAAUAGUAAAAGUUUGACAACCUAAACAUCUCUGGGAUGUUUUUGUCUGCUAUAUUUUGCCUCUAGUCUAUGCAUACUGUGAUUUUUUCAUGCGGACUCUUCAAAUGCAAAAUUUGCAACAAAUUGUUUAUAUAGACAUGCCUAUCAAAUGAAUUUCACUAUCUUCCUUAACUUUGAUGUGUGUAAGUGUCUGUAUACGUUUUUCUUUAAUGUGAAUUAUACAAAACACCUUACUAGUUGCUUUACACUAUCUGUUCUUAUUCUUAGGGCUUUUGUGUAUAAAUAUCUUGUCCCUAAAAUAAUUUCCUCAGGAAUGCAGACCUUAAUUUUUAUAUCUUUCCUAAAGUGGUAAAUAGGAGAAUAGGCACCUAAAUAUUUAGUGAAUGAUGUAAGUAGGAAUAGCAAAAUACUAGCUUUUAAUAUAUAUCGAAGUAUGUAUUUUAAAAGGAACAAAACCAAAACCAAAGCUUUAGUAAAUUUUGAUUUAUUAGACAUUUUAAGAAAAUAAUAGAAUUCUGAAUUUAAAAAAAUUUGACUAAUGAAUCUGUUUUCAUUUUCAGAUAUAUAUGCAUGCAUGCAAUUAUAUUUUCUUUGAUGUGACUUAGGCUAUGUCUGUGUACAGUAAUCAAAUAAA